UCUCGAGCCAUUUGUGACAUCAAGAUCAGGAUCAAAGCAGAACUGGUCAAAAGAAGAAGAAGAAGAAAACGUAAAAGAAAACAAACCCGCCGCCGCGCCGGGCGCCGGGCCGUCAUGUUCACGCCGCCCCGCACGGCCGCCCUGCGGUGCUUCGCCCGCACGUACAGGUGGCCAAGGAGGGGAUGCAGGAGCCGUCAGUGCCUCUACUACUGGACCAGCCUGUGGCCAUGGGAAGCUGGCAGCAGGCCACAGGAGGGGGCCGCCACACACCCAGAGGCCUUGACCACAGAGGCAAGAGGUGACAUGACCAGUACCUCAUAUCACAACACUCUCAGAAGCUCCAUACCAAGAAGGGAGGUUAUAUAUAUUCCACAAGCCUUUACUUUCAGCUGGUUGCAAGGAAUCACCCCACACACAGAGACCUUGAAGAGAAAAGUGAUAACCAGCCUGCCUAGUAGCACAUCAUGCCACAAAGCUCUGGGACAUACAGGAGGGGAUGUCUGGGGAAGUACCGUAGCAAGAAGGAAUGUUUUCAUGUACAUACCACAGUCCUUCCCACCACGAAGCUGUUUUGGCCACAUGAGGAGUGCCUGCCGGGAGAUGAGUACUUCCGGGGACGUAAGGAAGAGAUACAAAUACAUCACAAAGAGCAAACUUAGCAUAGAGGACCUGCUCUAUAAUCUGACUAGGACUUAUUCUACCGGACACCCGCUGAGGAGAAAAAAGGAGGACGGAGAUGAGGAUAAAAUAGUUAGGAAGAAAGAAGGGAAAGUAGAUGAAGAGCCAGCAGGAACAGAACACAAACUAGCCUCAGACUCACCAGGUAUCAGCAAACCACCACCACCAGCCUCACAACCACCACCAAGACAAUCACCACCACCACCAGCCUCAGCUUCACCAGACACAAGCAAGCCACCACCUGACACAAGCCCACCAGCCUCCUCACCAGACACAACCAUAACCUCAGACAUCAAGCCAGUCGUCGAGAGCGAGCUGCUGCCGUCCCGUGUCCUGCGGUACAUUGUGAGGCGGUACUCCAUGUAUCUGCAGCGCUUCCAGGACUCCCUCAGGAACGAGAUGCCGGACACCUUCAAAAUGUUCAGCAUCUUUACCGUCGGCUUGAAGGAGUUUAUUAUUGACUUCAAAGAUUUGGUGACAAUCCUGAUUCAGCUGAGUCUGCCGGGCUUCACCCUCGCCUCCCUGAGCCGCCGGGAGCUGGAGGUGUACUACCACAUGCCCGGCGAGAUGGUGCGCGUCUUCCCCAUCAUCCUCCUCUCCUCCCUCCCCUUCGGACAGAAUGUCGCCUUCCCCAUCGGGUACUGGUUCCCCCGCCACCUGCUGUCCCACCACUUCUGGGACAUUCAGCAGCGGCACGAGUUUGGCGUGCUGAGUCUCAAGAGAAGGCUGUUCAAUGCCAGGCCGGUGUUCAGGUCCCUGCAGGCAGCCAUCCUCACCCUGAAUGAUGAGGACAAAGAGAAAUGCCGGAAUGUUUUCUUCAAGCUUGGCUCCGGGAUCCACCCCAAUGUGGAGGAAAUCCUGGCCCUCAUCCCACUCUUCCAACGAGAACCAUUCCACAUACACAAGAUUGGCUCAACACAUGUGAAUGCACUGUUGCGGCUCCAUGGGCGGUCAGCGUUGCCGUUGCGGCGGCGGCGGCUGAAGGACCACGCCCAUAUCCUCCACUGCAUGGAUGCGGCCAUCUCCAGAGAGGGUGUGGACUCCCUCACACAUGACAACCUCAAAAACACCCUAAUUUUCCGUGGCCUCAACCCAACCAAUAUGAGCUCGGUCGCAAUGCUGGAGUACCUGCAGAACUGGCUCAGCGUCUCCCGGGAAGUUGAUGCCUCCUCCUACUCCCUGCUCCUGCAUCUCCCCAUCUUCCUUGCUUACAACCAGCCCUCAAACUUUCACCUCAUAUACUCAUGAUGCACCAGGAAGGGUCUUUUCGAGUGUAUACACCUUGGUCUUAAGAAAUUUUAGGGAAUUAGGUGUUAAUGUGUGGAAUGAUUCCUUGUCAUUACCGGCAAACACUGUGAUUUAUACAGUUUGGUCAUAAGACGUGUUUGCCUCACUUUCAUUCAUCUCAUGUUUCUCAAGACAUCAAAACCAUGGUAUCUCAGUUUUGCUGUACAGCUUAAAAGUGACAUGCCAUCAUUGCAGUGCUAAUCCCUUCCUAUAUUUGUGAUCACCAUGUACUACAUUGUAGUUUUUCUCAAUUUAUUCUUUUGUCAAGCUACACACAACAUUGCUUCUGGUCUUGUCUGAGGCUAGUAAUUCAUUGUUACAUUGUUAUUGUUGUUACUGAGUGUAAAUAUUAUUUCUCUGAAUCCA
Molecule: messenger RNA, 2331 nt
Organism: Eriocheir sinensis (Chinese mitten crab)
Lineage: Eukaryota; Metazoa; Arthropoda; Malacostraca; Decapoda; Varunidae
Exons: 7
Coding region: 115-1926 (603 amino acids)
Biological process (GO): intracellular monoatomic cation homeostasis
Cellular component (GO): mitochondrial inner membrane
Molecular function (GO): ribosome binding
Source: RefSeq, a predicted model, not a curated record